GGAGACGGGGAGCGGCGGCGCAGGAAUGCGCGGCGGCGCAGGCGGUGAGCGGUGGAACAUGUAAGGGCACAUCCCGCGAGCUGCAGCCCAGCGCGCAGACGGAGUUCAGGAGGGCUGCGGGCGGGCGUGCGGGCCGGCAAGCGCGGGGUACUGGAAGAGGCGCACGAGGCGGCUCUAGCGAGGCGGAGGAGCGCGGUGGUCUAAGCGGCGGGCGGGCGUAGGGCGCUCGAGGGGCACCGGCACGCUCUGCCCAGGCAGCUGUGUCCGCGCAGGCGGGCGCACCGGACAGUCGGGCGCAGGUGGGCAAGGCGCGCGGCCAUUCGGGCCUGGGCGCUGGCCGGCGCCGCACACCCGGAAGAGGCGCCACAUCAGCUGCAGCCUCGUCGCUUGCUCGGGACCUCGGUUUGCCCAUGACGGCGGCGGCGACCGUGCUCAAAGAGGGCGUGCUGGAGAAGCGCAGCGGAGGGCUGCUGCAGCUGUGGAAGCGCAAACGCUGCGUGCUCACCGAGCGCGGGCUGCAGCUCUUCGAGGCCAAGGGCACGGGCGGCCGGCCCAAGGAGCUCAGCUUCGCCCGCAUCAAAGCCGUGGAGUGCGUGGAGAGCACAGGGCGCCACAUCUACUUCACGCUGGUGACCGAGGGCGGUGGUGAGAUCGACUUCCGCUGCCCCCUCGAAGACCCGGGCUGGAACGCCCAGAUCACCCUGGGGCUGGUCAAGUUCAAGAACCAGCAGGCCAUCCAGACAGUGAGAGCUCGGCAGAGCCUCGGGACUGGAACCCUCGUGUCCUAAAACCACAGGCUGCCAUCUUACUAUCAUGCCCCCUGCCUCUAUGGUAUCCAGAGUUCAUGCCAGCUGCCUUGCAUCCCUUCACUGGUGGGGGUCAUAACUGUGCUCCACGUGUCUGAGGCAGAAGCCGUGGAUAUGGAGGAGGCAUCAGAGCUGAAGGAAUGACAGACCAAGGAAGGAGAGUAGAAAGCUGUGAGGCGCUGAAGAUGAAGAUUCAGCUCCUAAACAGACUGUCAGGACAUAAUCAGCUCAGCCUUCUCACCAUAGGCCUGGCCCCCGGUAUUGUGAUGUGAGCUGGCAUCAAAUUCUCUGCCAGCUGUGGCCCUUCCAUCAGUUCUGCAGACUGCUGUUGGCCCCUGGCCUUGCUCUAUGGCUGGAAGAGGGUACACUCCCAUGGGAUGCUAAGCCAACAGCUCAGGACUCAAGAGGCCAGCUUGGUAUCCAGAAGAUGCACCACCUUGGGACAGCCUCGGACUCAUCUUGAGGAGAGGGAGCUGCUGGGCCUGAGACUCACACCUGGGGGUCUCCUGCUGCUUAGGUCCUUUUGAGACCCCCACCAUCCAGGUCCUCUCUUUGCACACUUCUUUCCCCACCUCUACCCAUGUUCCCUCUUGUGGUGCUGGGCCUGGAGGGGGUGUGGGUAAGGUUUGGCCAUUACCAUUUCAUGCCUAUUCCAGAAUGAAGAUGCCCUGCAAAGGGUAGUAACCA
This is a messenger RNA of Cavia porcellus (domestic guinea pig), 1493 nucleotides long. RefSeq names its product pleckstrin homology like domain family A member 3 (gene Phlda3). The transcript has 2 exons. The coding region runs from base 411 to 788 and encodes 125 amino acids. Gene Ontology annotation, biological process: negative regulation of phosphatidylinositol 3-kinase/protein kinase B signal transduction; intrinsic apoptotic signaling pathway in response to DNA damage by p53 class mediator; positive regulation of apoptotic process. Lineage: Eukaryota; Metazoa; Chordata; Mammalia; Rodentia; Caviidae. Gene Ontology annotation, cellular component: plasma membrane. The record is from RefSeq and is a predicted model, not a curated record. Gene Ontology annotation, molecular function: phosphatidylinositol phosphate binding.